AUGCCCGAUUCCGCCUCCCCCGCCGCCGCCAAGCCCGAUCCGGAGAUGCCGCCCCGGAGAUCCCUCGCCGGCGGCGGCGGAAAGCUCAAGAAGCCGCUCACCGGCAAGCUCCGCGCCGCCGCCGAGGAGCGCCUCGCCCAGCUCCGCGCCAAGUUCCGCCUGCACCCGCCGGCGGCCCCUCCGGCCUCCCUCGCCGCCCACGAGGCCGCGCUCCGCUCCGUCGGCCUCCUCGAUUUCGCGCGGCUGGACCUCCAGUCCGAGCCCGCGCGCCCCGACCUCGUCUCCCAGCUCGUCGCCUACUACGACCCGGCCCAGCACCGCAGCUUCGUCUGGGACACCCGCCUCGCCGUCUCCCGCACCGACUUCGCGCGCGCGCUCUCCCUCCCGCCCAGGCCCGCCCCUGCGGCCUCCCCGCCCGACGACGUCGACCCCGCGGCGCUGGUCUCCGCCGUCCUGGAGUUCAUGCGCGUCUACGUCCUCCCCGCGUUCACCGGCGCCGACAUGUGCGUGUUGCCGCCGGAGGUGGCCGCCGCGGAACAGGCGGUCAAGGACGAGUCCGCGCAUAGGGUUGACUGGGCCGGCCUGAUCUGGGGCCUCGUUGAGAAGGAGAUCCUCGAGUUACCCAAGAGGGAUGACGGGGUGUGCUACUUCGGGCCGUAUCUUCAGAGGCUCAUCUUGACGCAGAAGCCGGAUCUGCUGAAGCCGCUGGAGGAGGAAGAGAAGAGGGAGGCUGCCCUGGAGGUGGUGUCUUUAGAGGACGAUGAUGAUGAUGGCGAUGUGGCCAAGAGCUCGGAUGAGCUGGAGCCGAGGGAUACAAAUGCUGAUGUGACGAGCAAUCCUGUGGAAGAAGCAUCAGAGAUGGAUGUUGCACCUGUGAGGAGCAAUAUCUUGGACGAGUCGGAGCCCGGGGAUGCAGAUGGUGACACAAAGAGCAAGAUCUUGGAGGAACCAGAGAUAAAGGGUGCGUCUUCGAGGAUCAAUGACUUGGAGGCGUUGAAGCCAGGGGAUGCAGAUGCUGAAAUGAGUAGCAAGGAAAUCUUGGAGGAAUCAAAGAUAGAGCGUGCACACAAUAACUUGGAUGAGCUGGAAGCGGGGGAUGCAGCUGCUGACACGAGUAGCAAGGAAAUCUUGGAGGAAUCAAAGAUAGAGAGUGCACACAAUAACUUGGAUGAGCUGGAGGCGGGGGAUGCAGAUGCUGACAUGACUAGCAAGGAAAUCUUGGAGGAAUCAAAGAUUAAUCUUGAUGAGUUGGAGGCAGGGGAUGUAGAUGAUGAUCUGAGGAGCAAGACCUUGGGUGAAACAGAGGCAGAUGGUGCGCAUUUGAGGAGCAGUAACUUGGACGAGCAGCUGGAGUCGGGGGAUGCAGAUGCUGAGACGAGGACCAAGAAUAUCUUGGAGGAAUCAGAGAUAGAGGGUGCACAACCUUUGAAGAGCAAUAACUUGGAUGAUUUAGAGUCGGGGGAUGUGGAUGCUAAUGCAAGGAGCAAGAUAUCAGAGGCAUCGAUGGUGGUGGAUGAUGAUGCAAAUGACAUGAACUUGGAUGAACCAAAUGUGGGGGAUGAAUUGGGUCUGGAUUUUGUUGCACCGGAACCACUAGCUGUUAUUCAUGAAGCGAGGACUUCAAAUGACGAGGUUCCAGGAAAGAAGUUAUGCGAGGGAGAUGAAGGUGUAUCAGUGAGUCCAGCACAGGAGGAUGGAAGUCCAGAGAUGGUGUCUAUGACACAGGAGGAAGUGCUAGCAGUGGCGGAGGAGGAUGUGGAGGAAGAAUGUGAAGAAGAGAGAGGCACAGCAGGGUGGAUCAGCUCUGCCAAUGACGAUGACAGUAUGGAUGCUGAAGAGAAUGCAUUUGUGCAAAAUCUGGAUGAGAGCGAUAAUGAGGAGGGAGAGGAGUCAGAGCAGGAUGGAUUUGAGGGGUAUAGGGGUGGGAUGGAGAUGGGUUGGAGGAUGGAGGAUGAGAAUGGGGGUGAGGGUGCAACAAAUUCCUUUCCGGGGAUGCAGUUCGAGAACUUGAAUAAAGGGAAUGUCGGAAUGAGGGAUGUCAUGAGCUUUGAUGAUGGAUUCUCCGAAAAAUUGGGAUCCUUGCAUGGGAUGGGAUCAACGAACCUCCUUCAGGCAAUGAAUUCGAUUCCCACGGAAUACAAUGGUACGGAGAACGUACAUGAUCUUCCCUCUGGAGAAUUCUUGGCUAUGGGAGCUGAUGCACAUAAGAAUGGAGUGGACCUGGGGACUGGGAGUUCAUUUUUAUUUGGAAAUAAUGGGAAAAGGCACAUUGGGGAUAUUGACGGGUACAAUGACCAGAUGGAAGCACAGCAGCAGUUUCUGCAGGGCAAUCAACAAAAACGUGCUCGGAACUGCAACAAUAGUGUAUCAUCUGGAUCAGCAUUCUUUAAUGCAAAUAUUUCAGAUCCAAUACAUACCUUGUUGUUGAAGGCCAGCAUCUCCUAUGAACAGAAGGAUAGAGAUAUUCAAGAAGCGCUGUCACAGAAACAAUAUAUGGCCAACUUGCUGCAGGAGAAGGACACAAUUAUUCAGACGUUAAACGCAGCCAGGUUUGAGCAAGAGAAUAAGUAUCAAGCAAAGCUUAGGUACUUUGAGCAUGAUCUGAAUGUGAUGGGCCAGUUGGUCAGUGGCUAUAAGAAGGCUUUGAAACAGAGUCAGGCCUCUUUCAGUGAGUACAGAAAGAAGUUCCCUUCGAACAAGUUCCGUUAUCAUGAUGUUCCUAAUAGUGGAGGCCUUGUUGUUAGCGUCAAUGAGUUGGAGAGGAAACGGCAGGAGGAAGAGCAGCAGAAACUUGCUGCAGCAAAUGAGAUGAUUGAAAAUUUCCAGCAUCAAUGGUUUUCAAAGGCUGAAGAUUGGACAAACCAAAUCGUCUCUUUGGGCAGCAACAUAGAAGAGCUGGCUAGGGAGAUUGAUCUUCUAAAGGAAAAAAGAGAAGCGAAGUUUGCAACAGUGGCUACAGAAGAAUUAGUUCUCUGAUAGUUAGAGGUUGUAAUGUGAAGAUGGGACUCUUGGAUGGUGCGCUCCAAUUCAUUCGAUGCCUUGCAUCAACGGCAGCCGCGAAUCAGCAGCUGUAGCUACAUUGUUGUGCAUUUGUAGACUGUAGCGAAGACUUCAUUAUUCCAGCUGGAACUUAAAUGUAUCGUUGUCGAAGGACGUUUUAAUGACUAGUACUAGUGCUAUAUUAGAGGGCCUUUUGGUUCAGUUAAUUGGCUCAA
Molecule: messenger RNA, 3215 nt
Organism: Lolium rigidum
Lineage: Eukaryota; Viridiplantae; Streptophyta; Magnoliopsida; Poales; Poaceae
Exons: 3
Coding region: 1-2976 (991 amino acids)
Source: RefSeq, a predicted model, not a curated record